AUGUCGAGAAUUUAUAUAUAUGGUGUGGAUUUGAACGAUGAUGAAUUACAAACACUUCCGUGGAUUGGUUUAUUAAUUGGUUUCAGGAAAGCAGGUGACCAUGUGCUCGUUUGGCUUUACAGUCUUCACAUGGGGGAUUUAACUAUUUAGAAUUAUCGUUUAGCUAUAAAAUGGGUGCAGUUGUCUAAAACGUGGAUAGUUUUCGCUCGAAAUUCACAUGAACAAAAACUGUCUUCAACAUUCUGCUCUGUCGAGCGAGAUGUCCCAAAUUUAGAAUAUUUACCCUUAGAGUUAUAAAGCACUUAUUAAAAAUAGGACUUUUAUAACGUGUUUCCAGUUGUCACGUAGGAGCUUCGUGUGCUUUUGACUACAUACUAUACCUCAAACAUGUUUUGAAUUUAGGAAGAGGGAAAAAGAAAGUUAUCUGAAGCAGUGAAAUGUACAAAAGAACAAUGUGAAAGAACAGCUGCGGCACAUUUAGCUGAAGUGGAGAGAAAACAUAAGGAAGAAAUAACAGAAUUAAAAGCAAGGUAGUAUUCCUCUCCUUCCGUAUUAAACGUAAGACCCGUUUACGCUAUGCCCAACUUGGCACGGUACGGAUAAAAAUGGUACUCGUACCAUUAGUCUACCAUUACUAGGGCUACAUAAAUAGAUACAUUAAAGUAAGGUACAUUAUUUAACUUGCAUGAACCCAUUAAGUUGCAUUGCACCCUAGUGCACCCUAUUAUUUUACUCUGUCUAACGCCAGACGAUAUUUAAUCGUCAAGGGGAGAGCGCUGGCUCUCAAAGUUUCAAUGGGCUAAUCAGACUAUCUGUUCUUGUGUCUACCUGUAGUUAACAAAUUGAGUUGUAAUGAACACUAGAAGAUGCGCCAUAUACUUUAUUAUUUUACUCUAACGCCGAAUUUACUCUUAGACUGUCUAACGCCCAUUAAGAGGAGAGUGCUGAUGCUUGAGCAAUGGGUUAAAAUAAAACACUUUAAGUGCAAAACAGAUUUAUAGAUAGCUAUAGCUUUCAGAUACAGUAGUUUGACUGUGUUUUUCAUGAUUAUAAUCUUCCUGGUUCGCAGGUUAAAAGAUCUCACAUCUAACUUUCAAAGGCAGAAAGACGAAAAGGAAGAGUACCAAAAUCUUUUCACAGUAAGUACAGUGUGAGGUUGUUUUUACAUCUAUUAAAAGUAAGUUUUAUUCUUUUAAAACAUGUUGAAUUUCAUUAGCAUACCCCAGGGUUUAAGUGACUUGCUAUGAACAAGCAGUUGGAGUGUUUAACUUUUACUAUAACUAUAAAGGACUGACUGACUGAAUUACUAACUAACUAACUAGCUAACUAACUAACUAACUAACUAACUAACUAACUAACUAACUAACUAACUAACUAACUAACUAACUAACUAACUAACUAACUAACUAACUAACUAACUAACUAACUAACUUGUUAACUGGUAGUGUGAGUUAUGUAGCAGGCUUCGGAAUUGGCACAGUUAUACAGCACAAUUUAGCAGCACAAUUUUGUGUUUUUAGGAACUGAGGGAAGACUACAAGCGCUUUCAAAACUACACACAAGGAUUUUGUUCAGAUUAUCUUAUGAAUUAA
Paramuricea clavata is the source of this 1592-nucleotide messenger RNA. The record is from the annotation of a GenBank genome assembly. Lineage: Eukaryota; Metazoa; Cnidaria; Anthozoa; Malacalcyonacea; Plexauridae.